UUUUAAGUGAAUUCUUCACACUCAAAGCAGCCCCUUCCUCUCCCUCUCUCUCUCUCUCCCCAUCACUGAAAAACCCAACUGUCUCUUUACCUCUUCCUCCAAUGGCAGCCCCAGAAGCUAAAGAAGUACCACCUAAAGAAGUAAUGGUAGAAGAAAAUUCAGAACCUCUCAAUUGCAAGAAAUGGGUCUUGAAAGUCUCCAUUCACUGUGAAGGAUGCAAAAGAAAAGUAAAAAAGGUUCUACAUAGCGUUGAAGGUGUUUACGAGACAGAUAUUGAUUUGAAGCAACAAAAAGCCAUAGUAACAGUGAAAGGGAAUGUACACCCUGAGACUUUGAUUAGAAAAUUGAUAAAGACAGGGAGACCUGCAGAGCUUUGGCCUGAAAAAGAGAAAAAGCAAAGCAAAUCAAAGAAUAAGAAAGAGAAACAAAGUGAUCAAGAGAGCGCUGAAGAAAGCAACCAUGGUGAAGACAAGGAAAAAGAAGCAGUGAAAGUUGAAGGUCAUCAUGUCCAAGACCCUUCUAAACAUAGUGAAGGUGGUUGUCCAAGUAAAAAUGGUGAGGUCACCAGUAAAGCCAGUGGACAAGUUAAAGAGCAAAAGCCUGAGGUGAAGCAAACUGUGACCUCUCCAGCCGGUAGCCAGCCACCGGUGGCUGAGAAGAUUAGUGUUGGUUGUGAAAAUGAGAAUGGGGUUGAGAAAAGUGGCGGCGGUGGUGGUGGCGGCGGCAGUGGCAGUGGAGGUAAAAAGAAGAAAAAGAAGGGGCACAAAGUGAGUGUCAAAAUUGAAGAGGGUGUAGAACAUCCUGGCGAUGCACCCCCAAGCACUGGAUCACCAAUUCAUGCUCAAGCACCUCACAGUCAUGGUCAAAACCCAUAUCCAGCCAAUCACAGCUCUCCACCUCAGCAUGUGUACCGUCAAAGUUCACCACAACAUUAUUAUUCACAUUCACAGCCACAGCAUUAUUAUUCAGCUCCACCAGUGUAUGCCACAAGUUAUAGCAUGGCACAACCUACUAGUAGCCAUGGUACAUCAUAUUAUGCCUCACCAACGCCACCCAAUUCACACGUGUACAUUCAUGAGACUGAGUACGAGAAUGAUCAUCCUCCACCGUCCGAUUAUUAUUAUGACUCCUAUCAACCACAUCCAUCAGAUUCGUUCGAGCUUUUCAGUGAUGAAAAUCCAAAUGGGUGCUCAAUCAUGUGACAUUUUGUGUGGAAAUGGAACGUGCUGAACGUUUGUGGGGGAUAUAGCUAGGCCAGCUUAUACUACUUGUAUAAGCCAAUGGGGAUAAUUUUUGUAAUGUAUAAUGUAGAUAUGAAAAAAAGGAAAGUAGCAGUUUGAGUUAGGGGAAGGGAAAAUAAAUGGGGGUUGGUUGAAGUGGGGUUUUGUGGCUCUAUUUUGUACGUACUCUUUUCAAGAUUGGUCCAAAAGUUACUACCCUUGUAAUGCCUAGUUGUUUGUAGGCCCCCAUUUCUCUCUCUUACACGUAUAAGGUAGAUUUGCUUUA
Quercus robur (English oak) is the source of this 1506-nucleotide messenger RNA. Its product is annotated as heavy metal-associated isoprenylated plant protein 35-like. The record is from RefSeq and is a predicted model, not a curated record. Lineage: Eukaryota; Viridiplantae; Streptophyta; Magnoliopsida; Fagales; Fagaceae. The coding region runs from base 102 to 1202 and encodes 366 amino acids. Gene Ontology annotation, molecular function: metal ion binding. The transcript has 3 exons.